This is a messenger RNA of Rhinolophus ferrumequinum (greater horseshoe bat), 3911 nucleotides long. RefSeq names its product adenylate kinase 7 (gene AK7). Bases 27 to 2192 code for a protein of 721 amino acids. NCBI's taxonomy places the organism in Eukaryota, Metazoa, Chordata, Mammalia, Chiroptera, Rhinolophidae. Gene Ontology annotation, molecular function: ATP binding; AMP kinase activity. The record is from RefSeq and is a predicted model, not a curated record. The transcript has 18 exons. Gene Ontology annotation, cellular component: cytoplasm. Gene Ontology annotation, biological process: nucleobase-containing compound metabolic process.
CCUUAGCAACCAGCGCGGCUCCCACCAUGGCUGAAGAAGAGGAAAUUACUGCCCAGACGGAGAAAGUUAUCCGGAUCCAGAGGGUGUUUAUAAACCUGCUGGACUCAUACAGCAGCAGAAACAUCGGGAAGUUUCUAUCUAACUGUGUAGUCGGGGCUUCACUUGAAGAGAUUACAGAAGAAGAGGAAGAGGAAGAUGACAGUAAAUCAGCUAUGGCAGACGCCUCCUCAUCCAAAAUGAAGGAAGGCACGUUCCAGAUUGUGGGCACACUUUCCACACUCGAAAAACCUGGGCCUGACUUUGCCAUGGAGACAUACUGUACCAUCCCUCGAGAAGACCUUCUCAUGCGCCUGCUGGAGUGUGAUGUUAUCAUUUAUAACAUCUCUGAGAAUCCACAGCAAGUGGAGGAAGCCAUCUGGGCAGUCUCUGCACUGAAUGAAGAAGUCAGCCAUUUUGAAAAGCGGAAGGUGUUUAUUUUAGUUUCCACGGUGAUGACCUGGGCAAGAUCCAAACCCCUGGACCCCGAUGAUUCUGACACUCCAUUUACUGAAGAGGAUUAUCGAAGAAGAAAGAACCAUCCUAAUUUUCUGGACCACAUAAAUGCCGAAAAAAUGGUCCUCAAAUUUGGAAAACAUAGCAAAAAAUUCAUGACUUACGUAGUUGCUGCUGGACUUCAGUAUGGAGUAGACGGAGGCAUCUUACAUUUUUUUUUUAAGAUGGCUUGGUUGGGUGAGGUCCCUGCAUUACCAGUUUUUGGAGAUGGAACAAAUGUAAUUCCAGCAAUUCAUGUUCUUGAUCUAGCAGGCGUGAUACAAAACAUAAUAGACCACGUGCCGAAGCUCCGUUACCUGGUUGCCGUGGACGAGUCUGUACAUACGCUGGAAGACUUUGUCAAGUGCAUCAGCAAACAUACUGGCCCUGGAAAAAUCCAGAAAGUACCCAAAGAAAACGCUUUCCUAACCAAGGACUUAACACAAGAGAAUAUUGACCAUUUACUGGUCAACUUGAGAAUGGAAGCCCUGUUUGUGAAGGAGAAUUUUAACAUUCGAUGGGUUGCCCAAGCAGGAUUUGUGGAAAACAUCAACGGUAUCCUCAAAGAGUACAAGCAAAGCCGAGGAUUAUUGCCCAUCAAGAUUUGCAUUCUUGGUCCUCCUGCUGUGGGGAAAUCCAGUAUUGCAGAAGCAUUGUCCAAGCACUACAAACUACAUCACGUUAAACAGAAGGACGUCAUUUCCGAAGCCAUUGCAAAACUGGAGGCGAUCGUGGCACCUAAAGAGGUAGGGGAAGGAGAAGAAGGUGAAGAGGAGGAAGAGGAGAAUGUGGAUGAAGCACAGGACCUCUUAGAUGGCAUCAAGGAAAGCAUGGAGCAGAACGCAGGCCAGCUGGACGAUCAAUAUAUAAUUAGAUUUGUAAGAGAAAAGCUAAAAUCGAUGCCUUGCAGGAAUCAAGGCUACGUUUUGGAUGGAUUUCCAAAGACUUAUGAUCAAGCCAAAGACCUGUUCAGCCAAGAAGAUGAGGAGGAGGAGGAUGAAGUCAGAGGCAAAAUGUUUCCCUUUGAUAAAUUAACCAUACCUGAAUUUGUCUGUGCGCUGGAUGCCUCAGAUGAGUUCCUGAAGGAGCGGGUGAUAAAUCUUCCUGAGAGCUUGGUCGCGGGAACCCACUACAGCCAGGACCAGUUCCUCGGGGCUCUGAGCGACUACCGGGACAUCAAUACCGAAGAUGAAACUGUCUUCAACUAUUUUGAUGAACUUGAAAUCCACCCGAUAAAUAUAGAUGUAGGAAAACUUGAAGACGCUCAGAACAGACUUGCUGUCAAACGGCUCAUCAAAGAGAUUGGGAAGCCUCGAAAUUAUGGUUUAACGGAUGAAGAAAAGGCAGAAGAGGAGCGGAGGGCUGCUGAAGAACUCAUAGCCAAGGAGGCUAUGGAGAAAGCAGAACGAGAACGCCAGGAAGCCAUGGAGAUGGCAGAGAAGAUGGCCCGCUGGGAGGAGUGGAAUAAGCGACUAGAGGAAGUGAAAAGAGAAGAAGCAGAAUUACUAGAGGCCCAGUCUGUUCCCCUGAGAAACUAUUUAAUGACUUAUGUUAUGCCAACACUUAUGCAGGGUCUGAAUGAGUGUUGUAAGGUCAGACCAGAUGACCCUGUUGAUUUUCUGGCAGAGUAUCUCUUCAAGAACAAUCCAGAAACACAGUGAAACUUUAAAGACUUUGUACCUUUACAGAGCUACAGAUGAGUUUAAUAUUGUAAUUUGAAAAAUUGCUUUAAAAAAUGCUUUUCUGGUUUUUGGAAAAUUCUUUUCUUUUUCCCCACAAGCAAAUAUUUUAUUGAACAGAAUCAUUAUAAGAAGCUAUAUGGCAAUGAGUGACUACUUCAUUAAAACUCUAUUUGAAAGGUAAAUUGAUAAAGGUAGCUGUGUGUAGCUCAUGGGACAAACAUUGAUUUAAUAGUUCAUUCUUAAUCUAAGCAUUCUGCACACUAAUGUUCCCAGUAAUUUUUAGCAUGAAGGAAAUCAGACUAUAUAUAUAUUAUUUGAACAUGUAGGCUAAUGAAUUUACACAAUUUGUUAUGGCCCAAAUGCCAGUCGUGUUAGAGAUGGACAUACGUUAGAAUGGUUUAUACUUUGUUGAGUCACAAUAAGUCAGACACGACUGAUAUGCACAGGUUGCUUUUUUGAGUUCAAGGUCAGCAUUCCAACCAAUGAGUCAGAGAGAAUUGGAAACUUCUUGAGAGAAAAAGUUAUGCCACAGAAUGAAUAAUUCUAAUAUCGGUGAUAAUUAGAAAGUUGCCAAAUAUUUUCAACAAACUAACUUUACAAUAUAGGCAUAAGCAAUCAAUCCCUAUGGUCUUUUCCAGCUCUAAAAUCCCCAGAAUUCCCAGAAUGACACUGAAUGAGAAAUUAGUUUUGGUUUAUCUUAAUGCAUAUAUUUUAUCCCUUUAAAUAAUGUAAUCUCAAUAUAACUGCGCUAUUUUUUAAUUGUAAAAUACACACAACGUAAAAUUUACCAUUGUAACCAUUUUAAAGUGUACAAUUCACUGACACUAAGUACCUUCACACUCUUGUUUGCUCAUCACCAGGAUCGAGCUCGAGAACUUUUUUAUCACCCCAGAUGGAAACCCUGUACCCAUUAAGUAGCACUCCCCAUUAUCUAGCCCCCACCCCCAGCUCCUAGCAACCGUUAAUCUGCUUUCUACCUCUACGGAUUUGCCUAUUCUGGACAUUUUGUAUAAACAUCAUCAUAUAAUAUGUGGCCUUUUGUGUCUGGCUUCUUCCAUUCAGCAUGUUUUCGAAGUUCAUCCAGGUUGUAGCAUGUAUUGGUACUUCCUUCCUUUUUAGGCUGAAUGAUAGUCCAUUGUGUGGGUAGACCAUGUUUUGUUUAAUCAUUCAUUUGUUGAUCGACAUUUGGGUGGUUUCCACCUUAGAGAUUGUGAAUAGAGCUAUGAACAUUCAUGUACAAGUUCUUGUUAGAACACCUGUUGUCAAUUUUUUCGGGUAGCUGCCUGGGAAUGGAAUUGCUGUCAUAUGGUAAUUCUGUGUUUAACUUAUGGAGGAACCGCCAGAUUCUUUUCCAAAGUGGUUGCACCAUUUUACAUUCCCACCAGCAAUAUGUAAGGAUUCUAAUUUCUCUGCAUCCUUACAAACAGUUGUGUGUGUGUGUGUGUGUGUGUGUGUGUGUGCGCGCGCACAUGCGUAUUUAAUGGUGAUGGAGUCUGUAUCACAUUGUGACUGAGCAUCUUUUCAUGUGCUUGCUGGCCUCUUGUGCAUCUUCUUUGGAGAAAUGUACAUUCAAGUUCUUUGCUCACUUUUUAUUUGGGUCACUGGUCUUUUUGUUACUGAGUUGUAAGAGUUCUUUUAUAUUCUGGAUAUAGGCCCUUAUGAGAUAUAUGAUUUGCAAGUAUUUUUCUCCCAUUCUGU